This is a messenger RNA of Xenopus laevis (African clawed frog), 717 nucleotides long. RefSeq names its product profilin 1 S homeolog (gene pfn1.S). The record is from RefSeq and is marked predicted. Gene Ontology annotation, molecular function: actin binding. Gene Ontology annotation, cellular component: cytoplasm; cytoskeleton. Gene Ontology annotation, biological process: regulation of actin filament polymerization; positive regulation of actin filament bundle assembly; regulation of actin filament organization. Lineage: Eukaryota; Metazoa; Chordata; Amphibia; Anura; Pipidae.
CUGCCCGCGCGUCUUCUCAGCACGAGGUGUGUGUUCCCUGCUCCGUCCGGUGCCUCCGCAAAUUCAGCAGCAACAGAAGCAACAACAAUGUCCUGGAACGGCUACAUCGAUAACCUGACGUGCGAGAAAGUGCAGGAGGCGUGUAUCUGCGGCUACAAGGGGACCCCGUCCGUAUGGGCCUGCACUCCCGGCGGAGUCUUCAGCAACAUAACGCCUGCUGAGAUCAAUGCGUUGGUGUCGCCCAACCGAGAGUCGCUAUUUGUCAAUGGUCUGACCAUAGGCGGAGUCAAGUGCUCCGUGCUCAGGGAUGAGUUCGCUGUGGUCGACAACCAGGUGAUGGAUCUGAGGACUAAGAACCCCAACGGGCCCACCUACAAUGUCUCCAUCUGCAAAACUGAGCAAGCUCUGGUCAUGGUCAUGGGGAAGGCCGAGGUGCACGGGGGGUGUCUGAACAAGAAAGUCUUUGACAUGGGCAAGUACCUGAGAUGUUCUGGCUACUGAUGCCCCCCGUUACUACUGAUACAUUCACCUGUUCAGCUGCCAACAUCGGACCAACUGAUAUACCCCCCCACCCAUUAUUUUUUGAUUCCCAUGUUUUUUUCUUUUUUUAAUGGCCUCUUCUCGCUGCCCCUCCCCCUGUCAUCAGAAUGAAUGGAGAUUUUUCAGGGAAACAAAUUUAUAUCUGAUUUAAAAAAAAAAAUAAAAUAAAAGUUUGCU